Pectinophora gossypiella (pink bollworm) is the source of this 1863-nucleotide messenger RNA. Its product is annotated as nuclear RNA export factor 2-like. Gene Ontology annotation, molecular function: RNA binding. The coding region runs from base 76 to 1737 and encodes 553 amino acids. Gene Ontology annotation, cellular component: nucleus. The transcript is spliced from 11 exons. Lineage: Eukaryota; Metazoa; Arthropoda; Insecta; Lepidoptera; Gelechiidae. Gene Ontology annotation, biological process: poly(A)+ mRNA export from nucleus. The record is from RefSeq and is a predicted model, not a curated record.
UGAUUCGUGUGUUUGUUUUGGUUACCGGGUUUAUAUCAGUAUCAAGCUAAGUAAUUGCAUUGCAAUAAAAUAAACAUGAAUGUGAAAAAGUAUCAGUUAGAAAACUACAGAAAAUAUUUGUUAAAUAGGGUUACAGUAACUCCUCAUUUCAUUGAAUACGUAGAAAACUGUUUAGCCAGUGAAGAUGAAGCGGCACAUCAUUCCUUUCAUAAAAUUAUGGUGCACAAUUGGACUGGAUCUAGCACAAGUCUGUUUGAUACCAUUGCUGAAUACUUCUCCCCCACAUUUAUACCAGUGAACUAUACGUCCCAAGGCUCAAUUAGUACAUUUUAUACUAGCAGCCUAGGUCUUGUACUGAAAAUCACAAAGCUUGAUUUCAUGUUUCCACAUCAAAGAAACAUGUUCAGUGUAGAUAUUUUAUUUAAUGACAAAACUUCAGCAGACUGUUUUGAAAACAGAAUAACAAUCGAAGAUACUGUGACUGGGGUGGUCAGUAACAGACUAAAUGAAAAGUUUGAAUUGAACUUGUCCGAUUUUUGUAAUGAUCCAGAGUUUUUGCAGAAGAAAAUUCAUUUCUACAAAAUCAAUUUACUAUCACAAUUUAAAAUACUUAUGUUAAGAAUGGGAAGAGACACAAAAGCUCUUAAUUUAAGUAAUAAUAAUUUAAGCCAAGUUCCAGUAGAUAUAUUGAACUUCUUUAUAAAGGGUAAUUUAGUUGCAGUCAACUUGAGUGACAAUAAUCUUCAAUCUAUACAAGAAAUCAGAGUAAGCAGCAAAAUUGAAAAGUUGUGGGUAGAAGGAAACCCACUUUGUGCAGAUCUGGACCCUAUCACCUAUGUGAGACAUAUAACUAUGAUGUUUCCAAGACUCACGGAAUUGGAUGGUAUCAAGUUAAAUGCAAAUGGAAUUUUAUUACCAUUCUUCAAAAAUUAUUUAGUAACACCAGACAAAAGAACAAAGAUGUUGGUUGACCAAUUCCUGACUUUAUAUUUUUCACUCUAUGAUACACCAGGCAGAAAACGUAUUGAAAUGUUUUAUGAUCCAGAUUGCUUUUGGACUUUGGCAAUCAAUUUUCGAGAGAUACAAAGUGAAUCAUUGAAAUCGUAUGAAAAUUUGUCGCGGAACUUAUUAAGUCCUAAAAAAGGUGGUAAUAAAAAACAGUACAAGAGACGAGAUUCUAUCCGUGGUAUAAUGUGCAACCUCCCUACAAGUGAGCAUGACCCCACCACUUUCACUGUUGACGUAAUUAACCACGAUAAAAGGUGCUUAGUGCUUGUGGUAGAUGGAGUUUUUAGAGAGGUUGACAAUGACACAAACCCAACCAAAUACUUUCACUUCAGAAGGACUUUUGUAUUUGAAGGAAGUAACAAAAACAAUGUAACUGAAUAUUUGAUCAAAAAUGACAUGUUUUACUUAACCUUUGCUACACAGGAAAUGAUUGAAAACAGUUUUAAGAAUCCAACAAGAGGUACUAAUCCUAUGGCACUUCAGAAUCCAGAAGUAGAAGACAUCAGUGCAGUUUGCAAUGUGUUUUCCCGUAUUACGCAGAUGAAGAGAACUGAAGUAGAACCGCGACUGAAAAUCCAUAAUUAUGAUAUCACCAGAGCGCUGAAAGAUUUUUGUAAAGAUGUAAAACUACAGAAUAUUCCCGCUGACAUGUUCUACGAGGAGGAAGAUUUUUCAGACACAUCAUCACUGAUAGACGAUGAAUUAGAUAGUUCAAGGUCAUCUAUUUAAUAUCUGUGCGAGUUGAUACUUUUUUAUUAUCACAACAAGAGUGCACUUAGGCAGAGCACAUACUAACUGACCAACGUGGUUCCUAAUCCUAGUAUAUCUUAGCAUAGCGACGGGGAAGAAGCAAAU